Molecule: messenger RNA, 1683 nt
Organism: Achroia grisella
Lineage: Eukaryota; Metazoa; Arthropoda; Insecta; Lepidoptera; Pyralidae
Gene: st4
Product: facilitated trehalose transporter Tret1-like
Exons: 7
Coding region: 98-1669 (523 amino acids)
Biological process (GO): transmembrane transport; carbohydrate transport
Cellular component (GO): membrane
Molecular function (GO): sugar transmembrane transporter activity
Source: RefSeq, a predicted model, not a curated record
UGAACGAAGUACAUAUUUAUUAGUCUUUACGUUACUUGUCUUAGUGUAAUUUUCAAUACGAGUUAAGUUUAUCUGUGCCUGCAAUUGGAUUAUACCAAUGCCCGAUCAACCAACCAGCUCUUCAAGUCUGGAAGUCGAAGAAGAUUCGUUAGCCACUCCGAGUGCUCCAGAGUUGCCGGAAAAAAAUGGAAAUCCCAAACAGCUGCAGCGUAUGGAAACUGUUCCGGAUAUCAAACGGGAUACAUCCGGUAUUACAACCCAGUACAUAGCUACCGGAAUCGUGAACUUAGGAGCAUUUGCGGCUGGUGCAUGCGUCGCCUGGUCUUCAGCAGCGCUUCCACUGUUGAUAUCAGAACCAUUUGAGAACGAUAACAUCGGCUUGGAGGUACCGAGCAACAUUACACAUAGAUUUGCAUUGACAGAGUCAGAAGCGUCCUGGACUGCAUCGCUGUUAUGUUUGGGAGCACUUUUCGGGGCAGUGCCAACUGGUCUCAUAUCGGAGAACUUCGGCAGGAAGAAAACCUUGCUGUACCUCGCGUUGCCCCUGGUCGUGUCCUGGACUCUCAUUGCAUCAACGCCUAACGUAUACGGUCUAUACGUCGGUCGGUUUGUUGGCGGCGUGGCUGUGGGCGCUUUCAGUGUGGGCAUUCCGCCCUACGUGGAAGACAUCGCAGAAAAGCAACUGCUGGCAACACUGGCCAAUUUCUACCAUGUCCACUUCACUUGUGGGGUCCUUUUUGGAUAUAUUGUUGGUAUGAUACUAAAUCCAUCAUGGCUGUCCUUCCUAUGCGCCAGUGUGCCCGUUGGAUUUUUCGUCGGCUUCAUUUUCCUUCCGGAAUCGCCAGUUUAUCUAAUAUCCCAAGGCAAAUACAACGAAGCCAAAACAGCUUUAAGAUACUACCGAGGCAUCGACAACGAUAUCGAAUCAGAAUUUAAAGCGCUCAAAGAAAAUUUCAGGAACCUUGUAAAAGUUACGUUCAAGGAGUUGUUCAGUACGAAAGCUACCGUUAAAGCUCUGAUUGUAUCAUUCGGUUUGAUGUUCUUCCAACAAGUCAGCGGUAUAUACCCGAUCCUCUUCUACGCUAGCAAAAUAUUCAAGACUUUCUCCAUUACAAGUGAGUUACCAAGCGCUGCAAUUAUUCUUGGCUUCUGCUUGGUAUCCUCAACAUAUUUCUCAACUAUGCUGCUAAAACUGAUCAGACGACGCAUUUUGCUUGUUUUCUCAUUUGUCUUUAUGUCUAUUAGUUUAGGGUUACUAGCAACUUACUAUCAUUUGAAAGCGUCAAAUAUUUGUUCUGGCAACACGUUACCGUUAUUCUGUCUCUGUCUAUUUGUGAGUGUUUACGCUACUGGUGUUGGUCCCAUACCCUGGUUAAUGCUCAGGGAGAUAUUCCCCAAGAAUGUAACGAGACGAGCUACAGCAAUUACGGCAGGCGUACACUGGUUCUUAGCUUUUGGGGCUACAAAACUGUACCAAAAUCUAGUAGACCAGGUCAAGCCUGGGUGGACUCUGUGGUACUUUGCAAUAAUUUGCAUUAUCGGUGCCAUAUUUGUGUAUGUGUUCGUACCAGAGACAAAGGGUAGGACGGUAGAGGAAAUCCAUAAAGAGCUCGAUGGUCAGAAAACUCAUAUACAUAUCAUUGAAUUAAAAAGUGUUACUGCCACUUGAUAAGUAUAGUUGCG